Molecule: messenger RNA, 468 nt
Organism: Micromonas pusilla CCMP1545
Lineage: Eukaryota; Viridiplantae; Chlorophyta; Mamiellophyceae; Mamiellales; Mamiellaceae
Exons: 1
Coding region: 1-468 (155 amino acids)
Biological process (GO): translation
Cellular component (GO): ribosome
Molecular function (GO): structural constituent of ribosome; RNA binding
Source: RefSeq, a predicted model, not a curated record
AUGUGCAAGGUGAUCGACGUGAAUCGAACGUGUAAGGUGACGAAGCAGGGCGGCAUCAUGUCCUUCACCGCGCUCGUCGUCGUCGGCAACGGCGAGGGCGUGUGCGGGCACGCCACGGGGAAAGGGAAGGACGUGCAGCAGGCGGUCGAGAAGGCGUACCAGAAGGCGUGCCGGAGCCUGGUGCACAUCGAGCGGUUCGAGAAUUACACCGUGUAUCACGCGGCGCGGGCGAAGUAUAAGAAGACGUACAUCAAGAUCUUUCCGAUGAAGAAGUACGAGGGGUUGCGGGUGAAUCAGAUCGUGGAGGCGAUCUGCGACUGCGCGGGGAUCACGGAUCUCAGCGCGAAGGUGAUAGGGUCGCAUCACCCGAUGAACACGGUCAGGGUGACGUUCGAGGCGCUGGAGAAGAUCCAGUCGCCGAUCGACAUCGCGCAAUCGCGCGGGAUGUCCAUCUACAAGCUCGACUGA